This is a messenger RNA of Durotheca rogersii, 1806 nucleotides long. Its product is annotated as P-loop containing nucleoside triphosphate hydrolase protein. The record is from RefSeq and is a predicted model, not a curated record. Lineage: Eukaryota; Fungi; Ascomycota; Sordariomycetes; Xylariales; Xylariaceae. Gene Ontology annotation, molecular function: ATP hydrolysis activity. The transcript has a single exon. The coding region runs from base 621 to 1514 and encodes 297 amino acids.
CUCCUAUAAAUACACCUCAGUACCUUACCUUAGGUAGGUACCUUACCGCUAGCGGUAGAGUUGGCUGUCUGUAAAGCUUACACCUAUAAGCUAUUUGAUAAGUGCCUGUCAAACAACCUGUACCGACCCUAGGACAGAUCUACACGUACCUCUACCUAAUGUACCUAGGUACCUAGGUAGGUCACUGAUUAGGUAAUGAUAAGAUUAGAUAACAAAAGUAGUGCCGAGAGAGACGCCCCAGCGAUUUUCCACAUGGACAACCGUUCGGUUUUCGUGUUCGCAACCCAAUUUGGCAUCGAAUGAUGAUGCCCCAGCGCAACCUUUCCGAAAGUCAACAAAUGACAUGACUUUUCUGCCCAGUUGGACACUUAUUUCAGCUCUGCACCUUUGCCUCUCCUAAUUCCCCCUCUUUUUCCUACGGCGCUUCUUCCUCUUUUCUUUCCUGCACCUCUCUUCCUUCCUCAUCCUCUCGCCGUCCCCCAGCUCCGCAACCCCGAUCCUUCGACACACGAGACCCUCCGCCGCCGGGAAGAGAAGAGGACGUCGGUUACGAAGUAGAACCGGCUAGGAACACGAGAGGACAAAGCCGCGGCAGCAACGGCCGAGACACCCGCGGCAGGAUGGACGCCCUCAAGCAGCUCCUCGAGUACAUCCUCACGCCCUCGGGCGAGAUCUUCGUCGUCGGCGCGCUGAUCGUCCUCAUCGUGCCCAUCCUCGUGCACUUCUACGUGGUCCACACGACGCCGUACACCUCGCUGCCGUCGAUCCUGCUCGCGGGCCCGCCCGGCGGCGGCAAGACGGCGCUGCUCGCGCUGCUCGAGCGCGGCGGCGACCGCCCCCCCGCCACGCACACGUCGCAGGCGCCGCAGUCCGUCGAGCUCACCGUGUCCGCCGACCGCGGCGCCGCCACCUUCCGCGAGGCCGCGCGCGCCGACGCGCCCGGCGCCCACCGCAAGUUCCUGCUCGUCGACACCCCCGGCCACGGCAAGCUGCGCCGCCACGCCGCCGACCACCUCGCCGCCGCCGGCCCCGCCCUCCGCGGCGUCGUCUUCGUCGUCGACGCCGCCGCCCUCGACGACGGCGACGAGUCCCCCGACGGCUCCGCCCCCGGCGGCCUCGCCGACGCCGCCGCCUACCUCUACGACCUCCUCCUCGCCCUCCAGCGCCGCACCGCCGCCGGCCGCACCUCCAAGACCCCCGACGCCGUCCACGUCCUCGUCGCGGCCAACAAGCUCGACCUGUUCACCGCCCUGCCCGCCGCCCUCGUCCGCGCCCGCCUCGAGGCCGAGCUCGGCCACCUGCGCCAGACGCGCAGCCGCGGCCUGCUGGGCUCCGGCGUCGGCGCCGACGAGGUCGGGGCCGAGGAGCACGACGUCUGGCUGGGCCAGUACGGGUCCGAGAAGUUCGCCUUCGGCCAGAUGCGCGAGUUCGACGUCGAGGUCGACGUCGUCGGCGGCAGCGUCCUCGACGGCAAGGUCGAUAAGUGGUGGGACUGGAUCUCCGAGCGCAUCUGAGCUUGGCAGCGCGGUUCGGGAGAUCCCUUCUGCUCCCGACGGUCUGUGAUGGCGUUACGAGGGAAAAGCGAAGCAAUUCUGUCACGCAUGUUUAAUGAAACGUACUAGUAUUUUGUAAUCACUGGCCGCGCCAAUCCCUACCUCUACCAAAAAUAAUUACUUGAGACGGCCUUCACAGCCUGCAAGGAAUAGAAUCGGGAGACGACAUCGGAAAUCACCAAGAUAUAUUCUUGUGAUCUUUCAUGAUCAGAUUCCUGGGAGAGCGCUUGCGUCACUACGCGAAUGCCCAUGU